AUGUCUCCACCAGAAGAAGGUGCACCACCUGCCGAAGGAGCCCCACCUGCAGAAGGAGCACCACCCGCAGAAGGCGCACCUGCAGAAGGAGCACCACCAGCUGAAGGAGCACCUCCAGCCGAAGGAGCACCACCGGCCGAAGGCGCACCAGCCGAAGGAGCCCCACCUGCCGAAGGCGCACCCGCUGAGGGAGCCCCACCUGCUGAAGGAGCACCAGCCGAAGGAGCACCAGUACCUGAAGGAGAAAAACCAGCCGAAGGUUUCGAGACCUUUAAAAAGCUCGUGCUUAACGAAAAUUACGACAUAAUCGCCCUGCCCGAAACCGUGCUCGCGCCAACUGAGAACAAAGAGGUGGUCGCCAUCCCCAACUAUUCGCUCGUCGAGAACCGCAAAAAUAGCGGCGACGGUGUCGUGCUCUACAUUAAAAACUCCCUUAAAUACAAAGUGGUCGAUCUUACUAGCGAAAAUCCCGAAGCCCAUCUCAGUUUCGAAGACCUGCUCACGAAACUGCAACAGGGUGAGGCGGCGCCGCCUGCUGAAGGGGCGCCUGCAGAAGGUGCACCACCAGCAGAGGGAGCACCACCAGCUGAAGGAGCAGCACCACCUGCACCAGCACCAGCAGAAGGCGCUGUACCGGCAGAAGGCGCACCACCAGCAGAGGGCGCACUUCCAACGGCGGCACCAACGGCAGAGGGCGCACCACCAGCAGAAGGAGCACCGCCAGCGGCGGAAGCAACAGCUCCACCUGCAGCGGAAGGAGAAGCUCCACCACCAGCCCCAGCAGCAGAAGCAGCUCCAGCACCAGCGGAGGCAGCCCCACCGGCCGAAGCCGCACCCGCGGCUGAAUCGGCGGCCACGGAAGCUCCAGCCGAGGCACCACCCGCUGAAGCGCCACCUGUCGAGGCUGUUUCCGCUCCUGUUGUUGAGGCUGCUGCUUAAAGAAUUGAUGUUCUGCCAUGAUCUGUAUUAUUGCUACUUUACAUUUAAUUAUUUUUCCUACAUGUAUAUUGUUUAGUUUUUUGAGUUCAAUAAAUUAUUUUUAAGA
Molecule: messenger RNA, 1045 nt
Organism: Aethina tumida (small hive beetle)
Lineage: Eukaryota; Metazoa; Arthropoda; Insecta; Coleoptera; Nitidulidae
Product: skin secretory protein xP2
Exons: 6
Coding region: 1-939 (312 amino acids)
Source: RefSeq, a predicted model, not a curated record